AUGCGGUCGACUUCGAUCCUGGUAGCACUGGCUGCCGUUGUGCUACAGGUAGCCAACUGCAGCCGCUUGACUCCGCCAGUGCUGCCGUUGAUGGUCCGGAACCCAUAUCUGAGCACCUGGCUUUCACAUGCAAGAGACGAUCCCUGGGAGCACUGGCCGCAAUUUUGGACCGGGGCGAGCGUUGGUUUCUCUGUUCUGGCCAGUGUACCUGGGGACAGAACGUCAUAUCCUCUUUUGGGACGGCCGCAGGACUCGUUGAGGGGCGACGAUGAUGGGUAUCGGAUUUCAUAUCCAAUCUACAAGGGAGCACAGUAUGACGCCUCGACCACCAACUUGUCGUAUGUGCUGCCUUCGCCCUCAUACGCAAACGAGAGUAUCGAGAUUACGCUGUCCUUCUUGUCCCCGAUCACACCAGACUCAACGGUGCGACAGGCUAUCCCAGCUUCAUAUUUCACUAUCUUCGUGUCUGGCCCAGUCGAUGUUGACAUCUACACUGAUGUUAACGGGCAGUGGGUCAGUGGCGAUCGUGGAAAGAGCGUGAUCUGGGGCUUGGACGACCACCACCUCGACGGCAAGCACGCACUCAAGAGUCUAUACAUGAGAAGGGAGCAUGAGGAGGUUCUCAAGGAAAUUGAAGACCGGGGCGAAUGGGGCACCCUGUACUUCACAGGUCCAGCAAACGUUCGCCAUGAGGUUGGCACAUCCGCUGAGCUUCGCCAGAGAUUUUCGCGAACGGGUACCUUACAGAACGAGAUCGACUCCCACUUCCGUGGCAUUAUGGAUGAGGAGCCCGUGUUGGCAUUCAGCGAACGGUUCCGAGCAAACGAGACCAGAAACGGCAACCCUCAGUUGGUCACAUUCACAUUCGCUCAUCUUCGCGACCCUGUGGCCAGGUUUGCGUCAGCUCGGGGCUCGACUUUGAUGAGACCUCUUUGGAAGUCCUACUUCCCCAGUAACGCUGAUGUUUUGACCUUUCACUAUGCCGAUUUCGAGCAUGCCAGCAUUCUAGCGUCCCUCUACUCCGACAGACUGGCCGACGAUGCUUUUGAAUCGGGCUCUGACGACUACAGGGACAUCGUGGCAGUCUCGGCUCGACAAGUGCUUGGGGCCGUCGAGUUUUCUGGUACUCCCGAUGAUCCGAUCCUGUUUCUCAAAGAAAUCUCAUCCAACGGCGACUUCCAGACCAUCGACGUCAUCUUUCCGGCAUUUCCUUUCUUCCUUUACACACAACCGAAAUGGUUGGCGUACCUGCUUGAGCCGCUCAUCGAGCACAUGCUGAGCGGACAGUACCCCAAUACAUACGCCAUGCAUGACCUGGGCGUGUUCCCGACCGCCGAUGGGCAUCCAGACGGUAACGACGAAUACAUGCCAGUCGAGGAGUGCGGCAACAUCCUGAUCAUGGGCCUUGCCUUGGCCAAUGCAAUGCGAGACGACACACAUCUUGCUCCGGCUAACUUCCAGACUGUCUCCGUUCCUACAAAUCUCGGAUUCACGCCACAGCAAGAAGGAAUCGUCUCGCUCAAUGUGGGAGAUGCCGGCGGCAUGCAAUUCAUCGACGCACCUUGGCGGGGAGGCGAACUCGGCAAGAAUCAGGCCAAGCAGUGGAUCUCCAGAAGUUACAAAUUGUGGAAGCAGUGGACAGGCUAUCUCGUGAAUUAUUCGCUCCGACCAGAGAAUCAGCUGUCCACGGAUGACUUUGCUGGUUGGCUCGAGCUACAGACCAAUUUGGCCCUCAAGGGCAUCAUCGGAAUCAAAGCAAUGGCUGGACUGGCUGAGAUGAUUGACGAGGAUGUAGAUGCGAAGAUAUACACGAAUAUCUCCUCGACCUACAUUAAGAAAUGGGAAGAGUACGGUAUCUCCAGGGACGGUACCCAUGCAAAGCUGUCUUACAAUUGGUACGGCUCCUGGACCAUCUUGUACAACCUCUACGCCGACAGCCUGCUGUGUUUCCAUCUCGGCGAUGGUAAGAGCGAUGGCAAGACUGAAGCAGGCUGGACCGAUCAUACGCCCGCCGUCGUAAUUCACGGCGACAAGCAGAAGCCUCUUAAGCCGAGGCCAAGCCCAAUAAAAGGUGACCAUGACGGCUUUGUGCCUAAGCACAUCUACCAAAUGCAGUCAGAUUGGUAUUACACAGUCCGCCAGAAGUACGGAGUUCCACUCGAUUCUCGGCAUAGGUACACCAAGACCGAUUGGGAGUUCUUCGCAAUGGCGGUCACGGCACCGCGGGUACGCGCUGAGAUCCUGCAGUCGAAAGCACUAUGGGUCAACGAGACCGCUAGCACGGACCCCCUGACCGAUCUGCACUGGACCAAUGGAGAUGGUGGCUCGUUCCAGCGCUUCAUGGCGAGACCCGUUAUUGGAGGCCAUUUCGCAUUCUUGACUCUGGAGCGCGCUUGUGAUGGCAGAGCCAUGGACGGCCUGAAAUUCUUGAACGACACCAUUGUUGACACUCUUGGAACGCAAGACUUUGAUAAGGAACUUGCGACGGAUGAGCAUUUCGACUGCAAAGUGCAGCAGCCCGAGAAGGACCCACGUGAGGAACUCUAG
Cyphellophora attinorum is the source of this 2547-nucleotide messenger RNA. RefSeq lists its product as uncharacterized. Bases 1 to 2547 code for a protein of 848 amino acids. The record is from RefSeq and is a predicted model, not a curated record. Lineage: Eukaryota; Fungi; Ascomycota; Eurotiomycetes; Chaetothyriales; Cyphellophoraceae. The transcript is spliced from 2 exons.